CCCUCUGCCCGCCUCCGGCCCGCGGCGGCCCGGUGUCCUCGCGCUGCCGGUCCGCGAGCGUUCUGGCAGUUUGCCUCUUCCUCCUUCGUCCUCCAGCUCGGGUCCAUGGCCACCGCCGCCACUGAGGAGCCCUUCCCUUUCCACGGUCUUCUGCCGAAGAAAGAGACCGGGGCCGCCUCCUUCCUGUGCCGCUACCCGGAGUAUGACGGGCGCGGGGUGCUCAUCGCCGUCCUGGACACCGGGGUCGAUCCCGGGGCUCCGGGCAUGCAGGUUACAACUGAUGGAAAACCAAAAAUCAUUGAUAUCAUUGAUACCACAGGAAGUGGUGAUGUGAAUACUGCUACAGAAGUAGAACCAAAAGAUGGUGAAAUUAUUGGUCUUUCUGGAAGAGUGCUUAAGAUUCCUACAAGCUGGACAAAUCCUUCGGGAAAAUAUCAUAUUGGCAUUAAAAAUGGCUAUGACUUCUAUCCAAAGGCUCUCAAAGAAAGGAUACAGAAAGAACGGAAGGAAAAAAUCUGGGAUCCAAUUCACAGAGUUGCGCUUGCAGAAGCUUGUAGAAAACAAGAAGAAUUUGAUAUUGCCAACAAUGGCUCUUCCCAAGCCAAUAAAUUAAUCAAAGAAGAGUUGCAAAGUCAAGUGGAAUUACUUAAUUCUUUUGAGAAAAAGUAUAGUGAUCCAGGCCCUGUGUAUGACUGCUUGGUGUGGCAUGAUGGUGAGACCUGGAGAGCCUGUGUUGAUUCAAAUGAAAAUGGAGACUUGAGUAAAUCUACUGUAUUGAGAAACUACAAAGAGGCCCAAGAAUACGGCUCUUUUGGCACAGCUGAGAUGUUGAAUUAUUCUGUUAAUAUUUAUGAUGAUGGAAACCUACUCUCCAUUGUGACCAGUGGAGGAGCUCAUGGAACCCAUGUAGCAAGUAUAGCUGCCGGGCAUUUUCCAGAGGAGCCUGAACGGAAUGGUGUUGCUCCUGGUGCUCAAAUUCUAUCCAUUAAGAUUGGUGAUACAAGGCUGAGCACCAUGGAAACAGGCACAGGUCUCAUUAGAGCUAUGAUAGAAGUUAUAAAUCAUAAGUGUGAUCUUGUCAACUACAGUUAUGGAGAAGCAACUCACUGGCCAAAUUCUGGGAGAAUUUGUGAAGUAAUUAAUGAAGCAGUAUGGAAACAUAAUACAAUUUAUGUAUCGAGUGCUGGAAAUAAUGGUCCAUGCCUUUCUACAGUGGGUUGUCCAGGUGGAACUACAUCCAGUGUGAUAGGUGUUGGAGCUUAUGUUUCUCCUGAUAUGAUGGUUGCAGAGUAUUCACUGAGAGAGAAAUUACCUGCAAAUCAAUACACAUGGUCUUCUAGAGGCCCAAGUGCUGAUGGGGCCCUUGGUGUGAGCAUCAGUGCACCAGGAGGGGCCAUUGCUUCUGUGCCUAACUGGACAUUGAGGGGGACUCAGCUAAUGAAUGGGACAUCAAUGUCUUCCCCCAAUGCCUGUGGGGGCAUUGCCCUGGUACUUUCAGGUCUGAAAGCAAAUAAUAUUGAUUAUACUGUUCACUCAGUCAGAAGAGCUCUAGAAAAUACUGCAAUAAAAGCUGACAAUAUAGAAGUAUUUGCCCAAGGACAUGGAAUUAUUCAGGUUGACAAAGCCUAUGACUACCUCGUUCAGAAUACAUCAUUUGCUAACAAAUUAGGUUUUACAGUUACAGUUGGAACUAACCGUGGCAUCUACCUCCGAGAUCCUGUUCAGGUGGCUGCUCCUUCAGAUCAUGGUGUUGGCAUUGAGCCUGUAUUCCCAGAGAACACAGAAAACUCUGAAAAAAUAUCCCUUCAGCUUCAUUUAGCUUUAACUUCAAAUUCGUCUUGGGUUCAGUGCCCCAGCCAUUUGGAACUCAUGAAUCAGUGUCGGCACAUAAAUAUACGUGUGGAUCCCAGGGGCUUAAGAGAAGGGUUGCAUUAUACAGAGGUAUGUGGCUAUGAUAUAGCAUCCCCCAAUGCAGGUCCUCUAUUCAGAGUUCCAAUCACUGCAGUUAUAGCAGCAAAAAUAAAUGAGUCAUCACAUUAUGAUCUAGCUUUUACAGAUGUACAUUUUAAACCUGGUCAGAUUCGAAGACAUUUUGUUGAGGUUCCUGAGGGUGCAACUUGGGCUGAAGUUACUGUGUGUUCAUGUUCUGCUGAGGUAUCAGCAAAGUUUGUUCUGCAUGCAGUACAGCUGGUGAAGCAGAGAGCAUAUCGAAGUCAUGAAUUUUAUAAGUUUUGUUCCCUUCCAGAAAAAGGAACACUGGUUGAAGCCUUUCCUGUCCUGGGUGGGAAAGCAAUUGAAUUUUGUAUUGCUCGUUGGUGGGCAAGUCUCAGUGACGUCAAUAUUGAUUAUACCAUAUCAUUCCAUGGGAUAGUGUGUACUGCGCCACAGUUAAACAUUCAUGCAUCUGAAGGAAUCAAUCGUUUUGAUGUUCAGUCAUCCUUAAAGUAUGAAGAUCUGGCUCCUUGCAUUACUUUGAAGAGCUGGGUCCAAACACUGCGCCCAGUAAGUGCAAAAACCAGACCUUUAGGAUCAAGAGAUGUUUUGCCAAAUAAUCGCCAACUUUAUGAGAUGGUUCUGACAUACAACUUUCAUCAGCCUAAAAGUGGAGAAGUAACACCUAGUUGUCCACUUCUUUGUGAAUUGUUAUAUGAGUCAGAAUUUGACAGCCAACUGUGGAUUAUUUUUGACCAGAACAAAAGACAGAUGGGCUCAGGCGAUGCCUAUCCACAUCAGUAUUCUUUGAAACUGGAGAAAGGAGAUUAUACAAUUCGACUACAGAUUCGUCAUGAGCAAAUCAGUGAUUUGGAUCGUCUUAAAGAUCUUCCAUUUAUUGUUUCUCAUAGGUUGUCUAAUACCUUGAGCUUAGAUAUUCAUGAAAAUCAUAGCCUUGCACUUCUAGGAAAGAAGAAAUCAAGCAGUUUGACAUUACCACCCAAAUAUAACCAGCCAUUUUUUGUUACUUCCUUACCUGAUGAUAAAAUACCUAAGGGGGCAGGACCCGGAUGCUACCUUGCAGGCUCCUUGACAUUGUCAAAGACUGAGCUUGGAAAGAAAGCUGGGCAGUCUGCAGCAAAACGACAAGGAAAAUUUAAAAAGGAUGUGAUCCCUGUUCAUUACUAUCUAAUUCCUCCACCAACAAAGACGAAGAAUGGCAGCAAAGAUAAAGAAAAAGAUUCAGAAAAAGAGAAAGAUCUGAAAGAAGAGUUUACUGAAGCAUUGAGAGAUCUUAAAAUUCAGUGGAUGACGAAGCUCGAUUCUAGUGACAUUUACAAUGAAUUGAAAGAAACGUACCCUGCUUACCUUCCUCUGUAUGUUGCACGGCUUCACCAAUUGGAUGCUGAAAAGGAACGAAUGAAAAGACUUAAUGAGAUCGUCGACGCUGCCAAUGCUGUUAUUUCUCACAUUGAUCAAACUGCCCUAGCAGUUUACAUUGCAAUGAAGACUGACCCCAGGCCUGAUGCAGCUACUAUAAAAAAUGAUAUGGACAAGCAGAAAUCCACACUGGUAGACGCCCUGUGCAGGAAAGGAUGUGCUCUGGCAGACCACCUUCUUCACAUACAGCCUCAUGAUGGGGCAGCAGCUGGAGAUGCAGAAGGAAAGGAAGAGGAAGGAGAAAGUACCUUGGAGACUCUGUCAGAAACCUUUUGGGAAACUACAAAGUGGACAGAUCUUUUUGACACUAAGGUUUUGACAUUUGCAUACAAGCAUGCAUUAGUAAAUAAGAUGUAUGGGAGAGGCCUUAAGUUUGCAACUAAACUUGUAGAAGAAAAACCAACAAAGGAAAACUGGAAAAAUUGUAUUCAACUGAUGAAAUUACUUGGAUGGACCCAUUGUGCAUCUUUUACUGAAAACUGGCUCCCCAUCAUGUAUCCUCCUGAUUAUUGUGUAUUCUAAAAUAAGAACCAAGACUUUCAAUUUCCAAAAAAAAAAAUUUUAUAGUGAACAAAUGUGUGGCAUUUUUAGUCUAACUAAUGCAUGUUUUCAUCCACUAUCCAAUACUGAUUAUUAAAACUAUGUGUAUUUAUCAGAGAA
Molecule: messenger RNA, 4032 nt
Organism: Phodopus roborovskii (desert hamster)
Lineage: Eukaryota; Metazoa; Chordata; Mammalia; Rodentia; Cricetidae
Gene: Tpp2
Product: tripeptidyl peptidase 2
Exons: 30
Coding region: 106-3894 (1262 amino acids)
Biological process (GO): proteolysis
Cellular component (GO): cytosol
Molecular function (GO): tripeptidyl-peptidase activity; serine-type endopeptidase activity
Source: RefSeq, a predicted model, not a curated record